Panicum hallii is the source of this 3840-nucleotide messenger RNA. RefSeq lists its product as uncharacterized. Gene Ontology annotation, molecular function: catalytic activity. The record is from RefSeq and is a predicted model, not a curated record. The coding region runs from base 1 to 3504 and encodes 1167 amino acids. NCBI's taxonomy places the organism in Eukaryota, Viridiplantae, Streptophyta, Magnoliopsida, Poales, Poaceae. The transcript has 10 exons.
AUGGAGCCGUCAGAAGUUACCAGUCUUGUUGUAGUGGCGGUGAUAUCCGCGGUGGCCAGCGACCUCAUCAGCCGGUUCAUCUCCUUCCUCCUCCAGAAAUCCCAGCAGGCUCACCGCGCUGCCGUCAACAACACGGCGCGGCUGCAGCGGCUGCUCCUGCGAGCUCGCGCCGUCGUCGAGGAGGCCGACAGGCGGCGGAUCGCCAACCACGGCAUGCUCCUGCAGCUCAAGCAGCUCAGGAACUCCAUCCGCCAACACGAACUCCAAGCACAAGUCAUGGACGAUUUGGAUGCCAUGCUUGAUGACAUGAAGGAGUUUCUCUUACUUGGGAUGCAAUGCCCUCCGAUUGCUCGCCAGCCGUAUAGUACGUAUCUGUUCAUGGAGAGGUGCAUGUUCGGCCGGCGCAUGGAGAAGGAGCACAUCGUUAGCUUCUUGCUGAACCCUUGCUCAUCUCUGGAUGUCCUCCCCGUCACCGGGCCGUUCUACAUUGGGAAAAGCACCCUAGUUGAGCAUGCUUGCAGAGAAGAGGCGGUGCAGAGGAGCUUCCCAAACAUACUGCGUCUCAGCAGCGACGAUCUCAACGACCUAGCUGGUAGUGACAGCGCCAUGGAUGACCACAAGCUUGGUCGACCUUCUCACGGGAGGUCUCUGAUGAUCGUGGAGCUCGUUCAUGACACGAAUCUGGCGGCAUGGGGCAAGCUCCACCACUCCCUGCGCCAUCGGGCGGAUGGCACCAAGGCCAUCCUCAUCAGCAGGAUGGAUCGCGUGUCGAGCCUAGGGACCGUGCAGGCUCUCAGGCUAACGAAGCUGCGCAGAGAGGAGUACUGGUACUUCUUCAGAGUCCUGGCCUUUGGGAGCGCAGACCCGUACGAUCACCACCCGAGCCUUGUCCCCAUAGCCGAGCGGAUCGCGGCGGAGAUCGACGGCGCUUCGUUCAUGAUGACGGGCGCCAUCACAAGGGCGCUCAGGGCCGAUCUGAGCGCGGAGUUCUGGGGCCGUGCUCUGGGCUAUGUGAGGAAGUCGAUGCAGAUGCAUGCUCGUGUCUUCUGGGAGGACCCGAGGGCGGCGCGGUCCCGCGAAAGGUACCUCUCGUACAUUCACGGCUUGAAGCAGGACUGUCCUCCGAUACUCUGCUACAGGAGAUACAAGACAAGGUCUCUGCAAGGGGACACGGCGAGCAUGGUGAUGACCGGCCGGGGAUGUGUUUGCAGCGGUAAGGUCUGUGAAAUGUGGAGACAAGAUAGGGGGAUGGCGGCGGUGGAGGGCGUGCGGCACCGGACGGUGGAGGCGAACGGCGUCCGCCUGCACGUGGCGGAGGCGGGCCCCGAGGGCGCCGCCGCCCCCGCGGUGCUGCUCCUGCACGGCUUCCCGGACCUCUGGUACGGCUGGCGCCACCAGAUGGCCGCCCUGGCGGCGCGGGGCUACCGCGCCGUGGCGCCCGACCUCCGCGGCUACGGCGACUCCGGCGCCCCGCCCGACGCGUCCGCCUACACCACCUUCCACGCCGUCGGGGACCUCGUCGCGCUCAUCGCCGACCUCGGCCAGCCCCAGGUGUUCGUGGUCGGGCACGACUGGGGCGCCAUCGUGGCGUGGCAGCUCUGCCUCCUCCGGCCGGACCUGGUGCGGGCGCUCGUGAACCUCAGCGUCGUCUACCACCCGCGGCAGCCGGAGAGGAGCCCGCUCCAGACCAUCAGGGCCGCAUGCGGGGAAGACCACUACAUGUGCCGCUUCCAGGAACCUGGAGUUGCUGAAGCUGAAUUCGCUAGAUAUGAUAUUAAGUAUGUGUUUAAUAAGACAUUUGGCAUGCGCAAGCCAGCUGCUCUUAUUCUACCCAAGGACAAGAGCUUCUUUGACUCGCUUGAUUCAGAUGGAACUUGCCCUCCAUGGCUAUCAGAGGAAGAUAUUUCUUACUACGCAGAAAAAUUUUCAAAGACAGGGUUUACUGGAGGAUUUAAUUACUACAGAUGCAUUGACCUGAAUUGGGAGCUUUCUGCACCAUGGACUUGUGCUCCAAUAAAAGUUCCGACAAAAUUCAUUGUUGGGGACCUAGACAUUACAUACAACACUCCGGGGGUACAGGACUACAUCCACAAGGGUGGCUUCAAGGCAAGCGUGCCGAAUCUUGAGGAUGUUGUUGUCAUGGAGGGAGUGAGCCACUUCAUCAACCAGGAGAAGCCUAAUGAGGUUUCUGAUCACAUUUGCGAGUUCUUUAGCAAUCGAUCAGAAACUUUUUACGACUGUCAAUCAGAAAUUGAGGCGGCAUUGGGCAUUGGCCCUUGCAAAGUUGGAAUGGAGGUUCUGCUCUCUGCAGUUGCUAGCGACCUCGUCGGCCGGCUGAUCUCCUUCCUCAUCAGCAAGUUCCGGAGCGAGGCUCCACCGACGACGUCGUCAGACUGCAGCGAUCGCUGCUGCGAGCCCGAGCCGUCGUCGAGAAGGCCGAGGCGCGGCAGGCGGCGAGCCGUCUUGCCCGGUAGGAGAUCGCACGCCACGGCGAGGCGGUCGCUCGGCUUGCUUCCGGGCAGCGAUGCCGCAGGUGAGCUGUCCGUUGCGGUGGAAAGCAUGGAAGCUGCGCUGGGUGACAUGAAGGAGCUCGUCGUGCUCCUCGGCGGCUGCCCCCGCGUCGGCCGGCAGCCGUACAGCGCCUACCUGUUCAUGGAGAGCUGCAUGUUUGGGCGGCAGAUGGAGAAGGAGCAGAUCGUCAGCUUCCUGCUUCAGCCUGCUCGAGAUCUGGAUGUCCUCCCCAUCAUCGGCCCUCGCGAGGUCGGCAAGCGGACGCUGGUCGAGCAUGCACGCACUCGGGAGGAGCUCUGGUACCUGUUCAAAGCGUUGGCGUUCGGAGGCGCCGACCCGGAGGAGCGCCCGGAGCUCGUGCGCGUCGCCACGGCGCUGUUCGCGGGCAUCCCGGACCUCACGCCGUUCGCCGCGGUGACCAAGACCGCCGCGUCGCUCCGCGCCGACCUGAGCGCUCGGUCCUGGCGCCGCGUGCUGAAGGUGUCCCUCGGGGUGACGGCGCUGCAGCUCGGCGCCGCCGUCCCUGGGGGUCGUGGUCGUCCGGAGGAGAAGGCCGCGUACUACCACCCCGGCGUGCCGGUGAAGGGUGGGCGUAGCGCGCCGUGCUUGUUCUACGACAGGCGCAAAUCGACGGGCAUGCCAUGGAGCGAGCUCCCGAAGGUGACGAUGCUGGACGUCGCCGGCGGCGCCGUCCCGGCCGGGGAGAAGCGGUUCGACGUGCUGGUGUGGCAGGCCCGCAUCCCUCCUUACGCAAGCUACGUCGCGACGUGCGACAUGGAGAGAGCGGCGCAGGUGGAGAUCGGCAAGAGACGGCUUGUGAACAAAAGGAGGAGAGGCCAACUGGUUAGUGGCUCCGGCGAAGACAAGGUGCAGGAGGUGGAGGACGCUAAAGAUUGGCGACGGGUAAACUAUCCGCGUAUAUUGCCUCUGGAUAUCCAUACCCGCGACCUAAAAUCUAUACCCGAACCUAUACCCGUUACCCGCAACGGAUAACAAACCGUAUCCAUAUCCGUUACCCGCGGGUAACGGAUAUCCGCGGAUAUAUCCGUUUGUCCAAUAACAAAGACUUCAGAUAUCCGUUACCCGCGGGUAACGGAUAUCCGCGGAUAUAUCCGUUUGUCCACUAACAAAACUUCAGAAUUAUUCAAAGGAUAAAUUAGCAUACAGAUUUUCAGUUGCAUAAAAAAUACAUAAAUGUCCAGCAGAAUUAAAUCUAAAUUGUUCAGAUAAUAAAAUUACAAACACAAAAAUUCACUUGACCAAAUAAAUAUCUCAUCCAGAAUCAGCACCCAACACACAAGAUUCUUCUUUGAUUUCUUCUUCUUUAUC